GUGUUUAUGGUAAAUGUCUGUCUUUAGCCCGAGUAGAUAAAUAUUUUCUGUCUGAAAUUACGAGAUAAGGAAGUAAUAGUGAGUCUGUUAUUUUAUUUACUUACAAAAUGUUUUAAUAAAUUCUUGGUUUUAUUUUAAAUGUAUUAAUUAGUGACAAUUAAAAAACAUUGCAACUCUUGGCAUAAAUUUUUGGUCACUAUUGAGCAUGAGCUGAUUUCUGGUUGUUUAUUAGGUUUAGUUAAAUUGUGACUGUACUUGUAUUUACGAGCAUUAAAAACAAUUUGACACUUUUGAUAAUUUUUGAGGUUGUUAAUAUUCUCUGAUUAAGUUUAAUGGGAAUAUUCCAAUUCAAGAGGUUAACUUAUGUUUUAAACGUUUAUGUGGAAGUGGUAAUUGUUAAAUAUGACCAGGCAAUUGGAGCUCCAGCUUACAAUAUCUUCCUAGGAAUGCACUUAUCAAGAUUAUUUUGAUUUGUCUUUCACCAAAAAUAUUUCAUAAUGAUAUAUAAGGUUGAGGUGGUGAUAUUGCUAUGGUGGCUGUGUUGUGUCGCUGCGGAUAUUACUGUGUUCUCCAGGAAAACUCACCAUGAGUUGGAUGUGGAAUUUCGAGAUGUACCGGCUAAAUUCGGCAUGUCCAUUCCACCAGAAGGUCUCAGGGCUUUCCUUGUGUAUGCUGUGCCUGGAGACGGUUGUAGUCAAAUGGUAUCUGUUAAUAAUUCUGUGCCGAACUUUACUGGUCGCUGGGCCGUUCUUAUCAAGCGGUAUAACUGUACAUUUGAAGAGAAAGUUCGAAACGCUCAAGCAGCUCAUUACGACAUAGUAAUCGUCCACAAUGUCAAUUCCAGUGAGUUAGAGCCCAUGUCUGCCAAUAAUCCUCAGGGAAUACAUGUAGCUGCUGUCUUUGUGAGCGAGAACACUGGUCUAAUUCUCAAGGAUAGAUAUCUUUAUAACGAUGGUUAUUACAUCAUCGUUGAUAAUGACUCUCCCUUUGACAUCAACACUCAUCUGCUUUUCCCAUUUGCCAUUGUUGUGGGGAUCUGUUUCUGUACCAUGCUGGGCUUCAUGGUUAGUAUGAUUGUGAAGUGCAUCAAAGACCACAGAAGAGCUCGAAGGCAUCGACUACCGUCAUCAUCACUUCGAAAGAUACCUAUAGCCAAAUUCCGAAAGGGUGACCCAUAUGAGACAUGUGCAAUAUGUCUAGACGACUUUGUGGAAGAAGAAAAACUGAGAAUACUGCCCUGUUCACAUGCGUAUCACUGCAAGUGUGUGGAUCCAUGGUUGACACGCAACCGCCGGGUCUGUCCAGUAUGCAAACGCAAGGUAUUUGCUGCUGACGAGGUGCGACCCAGCUUGUCUGAUAGUGACUCUGACAGUGAGGUAGAUGACCGAACACCUCUCGUCAGGGCUUCUGGACAUGCUACUGAAGGAGGAACCUUCGCCUCUUCUUUCUUGAGCGCUGCACUGAGGCGCCCCGGUGGGAUCAGGAGACAUUCAGCCUCAGAUGUUGAAGGGGCUUCUGCUGGUCCUUCUAACUCAGCUCCGUCCAUACAGCAAGCAGAAGAUGAACAGUUGAUCACAGAUAAUCCUGCAGUUACGACAACAACUGAGUCUUCAAAUCCAUUUGUGUACAUUGAAGCUCCAAACCCAUUUGAAAAUGUCUAGCCCAACAGGUUGUAUACAUCAGAGUGAACUCAACCAGAACAGUGAUAAUAUUUAAUAUUGUAAUAUAGUGCUUUUUAUCUUGAGUGAGUGUAAAUUGUAAAGUGAUUAGAAAUGUAAGGACUUUUUAUUUUAUGUCAUAAUUGGAAUUUGAACAGUUUCACAAUUUAACUAUAUUUUUCAAACGCGUUAAACGUUUUGUUGAAAUUAACUCAGAAAAAUUGGGAUGUUUCAUUAUUAUAUAUACAUCUGCAGGUUGUUUUAUAAUGAUACUAAAAGGCCAGAAGCGAUUGUCCUUGAUAUUGUUCACAAUGAAUGAAGCAAAGAAAAGAGACUAUCCACUUUAAUUUAAAUUCAGUAACACAGACAAAAGGUACAGUUCUUACAAAGAAAAAAAGAAAAAAGAAAUACAAUUACCCACUGACAGAUUAACCAUUACUUUAUGUGGUUAAAAUAAUUAUAUAAAUGUUUUGUUUGAAUUGUACAAGUAAACAUUUCAUUCCAACUUAAAUUAAUUAUAGGAAAAUAAAGUCGUUUAAAAGGAAUUAAAGAAUAGAUUAGACUCAUUCCCUUGCUUAUUUAAAUCUAUCAAUAAAUUGCAAAUAUGCAAUGAUUUAAAUAGAUACUACAAAACUACUUUCGCUACAGCUUCUUGGGUAAUUUGCCACUUGAAAGUAUUGUAAAAAUGUUUUUGUAGUUGGUACUUGAUAAGUUAUGCAACUAAAUGGAAUUUUUAUAACCUUAUUCUUAGUCAUAAUACUGUUUUCUUUUUUUUAAUUCAUCCAAUUUUGAACUACAUUGCUAAUCUUGAUUUUAGAUGCUAGUGUUGUCUGAGACAUAGUUAAAGCCUAGAGAAUUGAUACUUUAUCAGAGAUGACAGCAUGAAUGAAAUAAAUUUUGCUAAUAAACUCUCCAUAGAAUUAUCUGGUGAACAAAGAAUUGACAGAAACGAAUCAUUAGAAUGAAGUGAAGUGAACUAUAAGUGUUUUCUCUGUAUACAAAGUAUUUAUUGUAGACGUUUGAUCUUUUAUAUUUAAUUCUUUAGACAUUAUUAAGUAGUGUGGAUAUGUGAAGAGCCAGUCCAGUUUGGAGCUAUUUAGACAAAAUAUACAUUUCCAAUUUAUUAUUAAAAAUUAUUAUUAUUUCAAAUUUAGUUACAAAAAUACACCCACUGUCAUAUUAUACCAUGCAGUUAUAAGAAACUAAACAAAUGUAAGUACCUACUAAAGUAGCUGUGUGAAAUUUGUAAAACAAAACUGUUAUUGUGACUCCAAUUAUACCAAUAAAAAAUUACUAAACAUAUGAUUGUUGUACAGUAUUAUUUCGAACUCUACAAAAUAUUUUGUGUAGUUGUUCAGAAAAAUGGAUGUUGGCUCUUCUUACACAUUUUAUAGAUGCCCAUAAAAGAGGACAGUGGCAUGAACAGUGUAGUAGCAAUUAUUUCUAAUUCUUUUGUAUUUGUUUAUAUUCCAAAUGAAAAUUAAAGUGGCUAGUCUUAUUGCCAUACUGCCAAAUUGAAAUAUGGAAGUUUAUGAAAGAAUAAAUUAAAAUGUUAAAUUAGAGAUUUAAAAUACUAUUGUAGUGUAUUUUAGAACUGUAGCAGUGUAAAUAUGCAUUAUUAUAGUUAAACUUUGUUUAGAUGUUUGUUGUUGACUCGGAUUAUUUUAUCUUGAUAUACGUUUUGUUAUUGUUUUGAUGUUAUUACCAUUACAGUAAAUAUUUUUUAUUCUUAGAUUAUUAAAUAAGUUCUAGUGUGAAUAAAUUUACUAUAGCACUUAAUCCAAUCUAAAUCAGAAAUACUUCAACCAACUUAUAGUUUUUAUGCUAAUGAAAUGCAUUAAAUCUGUACUAAAUCAUUGUACAUCCAUAUGUACUGGGUGUUUUAAUAUUAAGUGAACAAUUAACUAAAUGGUAAUAAUACUCUAUUAAAUACAAAUAUCGGAUAUUUUACUAUGCACAACUGCAAAUUGUUAUCAGACAUGUGUUUGCAAAUAAAGUGGGUUCAAUUACUUACCUAGUAAAUGCAUAAUAGUGUUAUAAAAUAAAGUUGUUUAUACCAUUAUUUAAAUGUUAAUUUAACAUCUUAAAACACCCUGUACAAAAAGUAAAUACUACUUGGACAAAAUGUUUGCACUUCUAUUGUUAAUGACAAGAUGAGAAUCCACUGGGUAAACCCUCCCCACUUUUUCAGGCCACAGAUCCACAGCGUUCUGGUCUCUUGUGUGGUAUAAGACAUUAACUGCUAUGAAGUAUAUUUCUAUUGUAGAGAAUGAGCCCUGUGGACUACCUGCUGGUUGUGAUUUCUCCCUUAGUAAAUAAUUACAUGAUUAUAUAAUAAUAUAAUUGAUAACGUUUGCAUAAUUUCAAAACACCAAUCAUUAUAUUAGUCCAAUUUACAAUGCCAAUUAUUUCCUACAGCUGCAAUAAAGUUUAUCCAAGGAUUAUACUCUGUUCUUGUUAACCGGUUUCAAACUGUAAUGGCCAAGUUUAAUAAAGAUUUGUUUAGGUUUGAGUGUAUCUUACAUACUAAUAAUUGACAUGUUAUAAAAUCAUAGCUUGUUAACUAUUUUUUUAUAUUAUGUAAAUUUGUAGGCAUCUAUAGAAUAACUAGUUCGCCAAGUCACUUUAGUCUAUGGACCAUUUUUGGUGUUCAUAUUGAUGUAUCCUAUCUGUUAUUAACUAAUGUUUCAAGUUUUAUCGUUAUAUCUGCUGGAUGUCAAUGCAACAUGGCUGUAUGAAUGGUGAUGUGAUAGUAAAUAUUUUUACUGAAGUUAAUA
This is a messenger RNA of Homalodisca vitripennis (glassy-winged sharpshooter), 4435 nucleotides long. RefSeq names its product E3 ubiquitin-protein ligase RNF13-like. Gene Ontology annotation, cellular component: nucleoplasm; cytoplasm. The record is from RefSeq and is a predicted model, not a curated record. Bases 498 to 1661 code for a protein of 387 amino acids. NCBI's taxonomy places the organism in Eukaryota, Metazoa, Arthropoda, Insecta, Hemiptera, Cicadellidae. The transcript has 11 exons.